Molecule: messenger RNA, 1131 nt
Organism: Gastrolobium bilobum
Lineage: Eukaryota; Viridiplantae; Streptophyta; Magnoliopsida; Fabales; Fabaceae
Exons: 3
Coding region: 439-747 (102 amino acids)
Source: RefSeq, a predicted model, not a curated record
CUAUUUAUAUAUAUUGGGUAAAUUAAAGUGAUCAGUUAAAUAUUCCCAAAUAGAUUCCUAAGUGAGUAUGGGCUGAAUGAGUGGAUACCGGUGUUGGGCCAACUAGGUAUAAUGGGAGCUUAUUGGCCCAACAAUAAAGAUAAAAACACUAUAAAGGGUUAUGGUCCCCAAUACGUCAAAUGAACAACCCUAGUUUCUCUUCCCCAUCAAGAGAGAGACGGCACACUAAGGAAUAAGGUUUUAGGGUGAUUUGACUGAGGAAGACUACAAACCCCAAGAGACAAGAUCAAAGAUAUUUCGCUGCAAUGGAGACAGGUAAAGGAUAAGCAAAAGAGGAAACAACCUACAAAGGGUAUACGAUUAAAUGAAGAAGGUGAUGCAUCUCUGGAAGAUCUAACAGACUCUGUAGCCCAGGGUACUACGGAUUAUGAUAUUUCCAUGGACCAUGAGGGAUCAAAGUCCAGUAAUAAAAAGAGAAAAGCUGCUUCCGAUAGGCCAAAGAACUUUCAAAAGACGAAUGAAUUUGGCAGUAUGCCUGUAGAUGAAGAAUUGGAUGAUGCCUAUCUAAAUACUGAUCCAGUGGGCCAGAAGCCGAAGAGACCAAAGAGGACAAAGAAGAAUGUGAAUGAAAAGUUUGAAGAGGUUUUUACUGGGACAACCACCACAUUCCCUGAGCAGGUCCAAUACCCACCUCCGCAUGAUUUCAGUUCUGGAGGUUUUAAGGCAGAAACAGUCGAAGACUCCUGAAAACGUCAUGAUUUCUCAAUAGUCAACAACAUCAACAGCACAUUUAUCCUAAGCUAGUUGGGAUUGGUGUCAUGACUUCUCGAUAGUAUAAUUUACUAAAUACUUAGGCUUCACUAAUCUUUUAAACUUACGAAUUGACAUUUUUGGAGAGAUUGCCAGGUUAGCACUCCUUGAUCAUCAAUUUCUAGUUAUCUUUUUGUUGGGGAUCCAUUUGGGGUAGAGUUGAGGCAAGACCGGCGAAACUGUAUAACCUAGGUUGUAUAUAUACUGAUAGUGCUAACGUAUAUGUUGGUCAAAGUUCCAUCCUUUUUCAUUGUAUGGAGCUUUGUAGAGAUUGGGUUAUCUUCGUUAGUGAAAUUCGUUUUUUUGCUGUGAGAAAUAUUU